GCAAGGGAGUGUGAGCACAGACAGAGGGCCCUUUCUUACACAGGGUGGGCAGGGCAGGGAGAAGUGACUCUGCCCUGAGAGAGUGACACACACAGGGAGAGAGGAAGAGAGAGAGGGAAAGAGAGAGAGAGACAGAGAGAAAGAGAGCGAGAGGCAGAAAGAGCGCCUUUCAAUACAGACCAAGUAUGGGGCAAAGUUGAGAGCUUAGAGUAUAUCAACAAAAAGCAGCAGCAGAUAUUGAAGAGGAUAUACAAGGAAGAGGAAAGGAGGAAGAGGAGCUUUACUGGCCUGGACUUCUAAAGUGUUUGCCGAAAAUCUCUCAGAGCCAGAGGAGAAUGGAUUAAAAUAGACAGGAGACUUCAGAGGACCUGAGGUAGAAUCCACAAAUCCCAAAAGAGGGACACAAACAAACUACUCUGAGAGGCAGACUCCAUAGACCUUCCCAUCGCAGCAAGGAAAGAUCGGAAUCAUUACAGCAACUGAAGGAUUUCAAAGGAAAACGUCCAUCUCUCAUAAAACAAUUGAUCUUUKGUCUUCAAACUAUCAUAAAUAAUGCUUUGGUCUUUAAACCUCCAGACAAGGCACUUAAGGAAGGAGGGGAGGAUAAAGAGAUUCUCCCUGCAUCAAUGAAUUUUCCAGUCUCUUGCUAUCCUCCCUUGGCAUGUGCUACUAUAUCAGCAACAUCUUCACUAUCAAGAGUUCACAAGCACUAGAUCAGGGUCAAAUCACCAUAGAAACAAUCCCCUUCCUGGUAACAGCAACACCCUUGGCUGACUAAUUCAAUCAUCUAUCCUUGUUUGCUAUUGUGGUUGGCUUCUUCAAUAGAUGACACUCAAAAGGAGUUGCUAAGACACUGUCAGUGAACCAUGAAGGAAGACAUCUUGGAUUUUUUCAGUAACUUGUGGAAGGUGGCCACCACCAAGCAUGACCAGGGGAUCUACAAUACAGUCUGCCUGGUGGUGCUGCUAGCCCUGCCUAUGGUGGUGCUCUUCACUUCUCUGGUGGUGUGCUGCCACUGCUGCUGCUGUCGCCGGGCCAACUCCACUGGUUGCUGCGGAGACAGCCCAAGAUCAGACACAGCAAAAUCAGACAAAAAGAAGAAGAAGAGUCCCAAAAAUGAGGACUUCUGGAUCUCGGUCAAAACAGGACCUAUGACACCAGACAGGGUUGCCCUGACGAUGGUGUAGUAGUCGUGACUGAUGUUCAGAUAAGGUUUCAUUCUUUUGUAUUUAUAUUCAGCUCUUUUUUACUGCAAGGUACAGGUACAUAAUGCCGGGCAAGGCCAGCCUUAGCCUUUUAAAGGCCCUAAGCGAUAUUUGUUUUUAAGUUUUAAAGUUAAUUUCCUGCAAUUCUACACAUUUUGCCAUGGGGUGUACAGAAAAUGUUGCAGUUUUAAA
This is a messenger RNA of Salvelinus sp. IW2-2015, 1397 nucleotides long. RefSeq lists its product as uncharacterized. Lineage: Eukaryota; Metazoa; Chordata; Actinopteri; Salmoniformes; Salmonidae. The record is from RefSeq and is a predicted model, not a curated record.